Molecule: messenger RNA, 1537 nt
Organism: Capsicum annuum
Lineage: Eukaryota; Viridiplantae; Streptophyta; Magnoliopsida; Solanales; Solanaceae
Product: F-box/kelch-repeat protein At3g23880
Exons: 2
Coding region: 314-1336 (340 amino acids)
Molecular function (GO): protein binding
Source: RefSeq, a predicted model, not a curated record
CAAACACCCCUAUAUAAUAACGUAGGGGUAAUUCACGAGUGACCCGACCCGGCAGAAAGAAAAAGCUUUCCAUUAUGAAGAUGAGUACAUUAGAGAAGAAGAAGAAUGUUAAAUUAUUAGCAGCAAGUAGACAAGUUUUCAAAGCUGUUCAACAGAAGAAUUUGAUUUCAAAGGCUAAUCUUUUCAAUCAAUUUACCAAUGGAGAAGAAAAAGCAGCAACACAAAAUCUUAAUCUUGAGAAGUUCAAUCUUUUCAAUGGAGAAGAAAGGUUCAUCUUUACAAUCAUAUAAGCGUCAAUGGAAAUACAGAAAACAUGGAUGAUGUUGAUGAGCCCAUGGCAACUCACGUUCAAGACGAAAUACUUAUGGACAUCCUCAAAAGGUUACCUGUGAAGUCUCUUCUUCGAUUCAAGUGCUUGUCAAAAGUUUCGAGAGCAUUGAUCUCCGAACCUUAUUUUGAAAUGCAGCAUCUCAAUCAUGCCAAGCACGACCAAAAUUCCCAAAAAUUUCUAAUUAGUGAAGUAUACCCUUCAAGCUUUAUACCAUCGUGUUGCGUCCUCCCUUGUUGUUAUGAUGGCUUGGUUAUUAUCCAGGUUAUCGAUGGUACUCAUGAUAGACGCUCCAUACUUUUGCUAUGGAACCCCUCCACGAGAGAAUCAAUACUACUUCCAAAUCCAGAAUUUCUAGAGGUCGGAUGUCGUUUGGGAUUGGGUUAUGCAUCAACUAAAGGUGAUUAUAAGAUCCUUAAAGCAAACAUUAACGUACGUGAUCAUAGUUCAUCUAGUGAAAUUCUCAAUAUGAAAUAUGGUCUGUGGAGAAAAAUUGAUAAACAUCCUGUUGCCAGUUGGAAUUUGUUGCUAGAUACGUCGUCUUUGGCAAUGGUACACAUGACGUUUCAUUGGAUUGUUGCUGUUGGAGAAUAUGAUGUUGUGACUGAAAGAAAAGCUUCUUUGGUUUCAUUUAGUAUUUCAAAUGAAGUGUAUGGAGAAAUACCAUUGCCAGAGCAAGUAUUGUGUCCGACGCGCAUCUUCAGAUUUGGCGUUUCAGUAUUCAAUGAAAUGUUGUGUGUUUAUUCUUCUUCUGUUUAUAAGUCGGAGGCUUUUAAGUUAUGGGUAAUGAAAGAUUACAGUGUCAAGGAAUCUUGGAAUCUCGUGUUUACUAUUUAUGAUCCCUUGAUUUGUGAUUUCAAUCCAAAAUAUUGGUUUGCAGAUGGUAAAUGCCUAUACUGGUUUCGUCAUGUUCGAUCUCGUGAGACUGCAUUUAGGAUGUCUGAUCAAUCAUUUGUAUCAUGGUCUAAAAGUGGCAAUUUUACGGAAUCGCUUUUACUGAAAGCUUGAUCUCUCUGAAAUCCUUUUUUUAUUAGUUUCUUAUGUAUGAUCGAGGCACUUUUUUCUUUCUUUAAGGUUAUCAUGUACAAUCUCGUAAUCUUACUCACUGUAUGGGUCAUUAUUAUCCAUCAUUUCAUAGUGUUUUGUUUUGUUGAUACAAUGUUUGGAUAAAUUAUAUUUGUUGUUUAAUGAUAUCUUUAUAGUUUGGUU